This is a messenger RNA of Diospyros lotus (date-plum), 1835 nucleotides long. RefSeq lists its product as uncharacterized. The coding region runs from base 61 to 1353 and encodes 430 amino acids. NCBI's taxonomy places the organism in Eukaryota, Viridiplantae, Streptophyta, Magnoliopsida, Ericales, Ebenaceae. The transcript is spliced from 14 exons. The record is from RefSeq and is a predicted model, not a curated record.
UAGGAUGCGAUAGGAUUAUAUUUCAGUGAAGGGAGGAAGGAAGAAGAAGAAGAAGAAAUAAUGGAUACGAUGGCGAGAGGCCUGGCACACUGGAACCCUGUGAUGAGUUACGGAAGAAGGCGAAGGAGCGAGAGCGUGAUAGGCUGUGCCAAAACCCCAGCUAUAGACACAAGUAGCAGCAGUAAGGUUUUGAUAUUAGGAGGAACUGGAAGGGUCGGUUCCUCCACCGCCAUUGCUCUUACCAACCUCUCUCCCCACCUCCGCGUCGUCCUUGCUGGUCGAAACAAGGAAAAAGGUGCUGCUAGGGUUGCUGAACUUGGGAGAAAUUUUGAGUUUUCUCAAGUGGAAAUUGAUGAUAUGGACUCAUUACGAGCAACUUUACAUGAUGUGGAUCUUGUAAUUCAUGCUGCGGGGCCAUUUCAACAGGCAGAUAAGUGCACUGUUCUGGAAGCUGCCAUACAGACCAAGACAGCAUAUAUUGAUGUAUGUGAUGAUACAAGCUACUCAUGGCGUGCAAAAUCAUAUAUGAGUAAAGCAGUGGCUGCAAAUAUUCCAGCUAUAACAACCGGAGGAAUCUAUCCUGGAGUGAGCAAUGUGAUGGCAGCAGAGUUAGUUCGUAUUGCUAGAAGUGAAAACAAGGGUGAGCCUGAGAGGUUAAGAUUCUUCUACUAUACAGCAGGCACUGGUGGUGCUGGCCCGACCAUAUUAGCCACUAGUUUUUUACUUCUUGGGGAGGAGGUUGUUGCGUAUAGUAAAGGAGAGGAGAUCAAGCUAAGGCCUUAUAGUGGUAUGCUGAACAUCGACUUUGGGAAGGGGAUUGGGAAAAGAGAUGUUUAUCUGUUGAACUUACCAGAGGUAAGAAGUGCUCAUGAGGUCCUUGGUGUACCAACAGUUAGUGCUCGAUUUGGAACAGCGCCAUUUUUCUGGAAUUGGGGCAUGGAAGCACUGGUUAAUCUUCUUCCCCCGGAAUUUCUAAGAGACAGGAGUAAAGUUCAGAAGUUGGUUCAACUAUUUGAUCCACUGGUCCGAACUGUUGAUGCAAUUGCUGGAGAGCGUGUCUCAAUGAGGGUUGAUUUGGAGUGUUCAGAUGGACGCCAUACAUUAGCUGUAUUUAGUCACAAAAGACUUUCCGUAUCAGUGGGAACCUCUGUAGCUGCAUUUGCGCUCGCCAUUAUUGAAGGACACGCACAACCGGGAGUUUGGUUUCCAGAAGAGCCAGAAGGAAUUGCAGUUGAGGCAAGGGAAGUUCUUCUAAAUCGUGCUGCGCAGGGAACGAUUAAUUUUGUGAUAAACAAGCCUCCAUGGAUGGUGGAAACUGAUCCAAAAGAGCUUGGUUUAGGAAUAUAUGUCUAAAAACUGCUAUACUACAAAAUGUUGAAGUUUCUGUUUACUUUCAUGGCUGUGCCACAGGUACUGGACACCUAAAUCCUUUGAAUGCAAUACAAGUCGUAGUUGGUAAUUUUUGUUGGAAGAGUGAAGAAAAAAAACACUUGAAUGCUCUUUGAAGCAUAUACAACCAGCAAGGAGGAGUAAUUUUACUUAUUUAUUCUUUUCAAACAUAUAUAUAUAUAUAUAUAUAUAUGUUAGAAAAAGCAACUCAUUUUUUCAUUGAUCUCUCCAUUACUUAAAAAACAGAGUUAUAUUAGCUCCAGUGCAUAGGUCGAGCACUCAGAUGAGUAAUAUGUCGGUGUCAAUUCGGUGAGUUGCGAGUUUGAUCAUCGUUCUAUGCAAGUGUCAAAUGUCUAAUGUGUAAUUUACCUUUCCUGAUAUAAUUAAGAGUAUGAACAUCAGGAGGUCAUGCAAGAACAAUAAUUUCAAAGGAAGUUGUAUUAAUU